Chara braunii is the source of this 3104-nucleotide messenger RNA. The record is from the annotation of a GenBank genome assembly. NCBI's taxonomy places the organism in Eukaryota, Viridiplantae, Streptophyta, Charophyceae, Charales, Characeae.
UCGUUCGUAAGUGGAGCGAGACCCCCUGACACACACGAGGCAACCGACCACACCGCAGCCUUCGCUGUGAGAUAGCUGCUCUUGAAACGCCGCCCCAAGGGAGGGAUUCUUAGGUAGAGGUGGCAGAGAAGGAGGCGCUGAAAGGGCAAAAAGAAGGGUUGAGCUCAAAUCCACGUGACUAUUAUCGGUAUUAUCAACCCCUUCGACGUGAUAAAUACCGUCGGGCUUUGCUGAAAAACCUGGGUAUCCUACGUGGAUGCGGGUGGAUCCUACGUGGCGCUGUAGAGAUCCAUCACCCUGAUCCUUCUGCGAAGGAGGAUUAUUAUUACGUUAGUAAUUCCGUAAUGUAGUCUAAUCAAUGUCGCGUAAAAGAGAAGCAGAGCAAGGUAGAUGUUUGUCUGAGCGGGUGUUCUGGCCGGCGGGCUUUGAACCGUGGUCGAGAAAAACCGAAGUACAGCUAGAAGGAAGUGAAUGCAAAAAUACCCUUGACUGGGGCGGUGAAUGACUCUCUCCCGCGUACCUGCGAACCGAUUUUCUCAUGCUGCGUACCCAUUGAUUGGUAGGGAGGCGGGAAUGCUUACCAACAAGAGAAAAGUAAAGUUUAAGGGGGGAAGGAGGAGAUAUUGCAGAGGCGGCGAUGGGUCCCAUAGUGCCGUGGCCGACGAAGAUCGUUGUGGUGGCGGAGAAGAUCAAUCUUGAUUGAGUGAUUGGGCUUGAGAGGGAUUGCUCUAGGAACAACAUGUGCUGCGAGGAGAGGAAGGAAGGGGAGGGGAGGCGGGAAGCAGGGCAACUUUCGCCAACUCUUCAUCUUCGUUCAAUGCGAGGCCCCACCUAUCAACGGCUACCAAACUGUCGACGAAGCAGACCGAGGGGAGAGUAGGGGUUUGAGGGAGGCGGCUGUUAUCGGGGGAGGAAAAGGAUCGGAAACUGUAGAAACGGAGGGUUCGGGGGGGACCGAUCGUCAUCGGAUAGGAUCCGGAAGAGGUGGCAUACGGCGUCCAGGUCAGCAAAUUGCUUAUUUUUUUUGUCGAAACGCGGCUUCGCUCUCCUCUGUCGCUUACCGGCAGGGAUGUAGGUAAACAAUCGAGAGGGAUAUUGGUUUGACCCAUGAAUCUGACUGGCUGAUUUAGUGACGGAUUGGUUGGAGAGGGUGGGGGGGAAGCGGGGGGAAUAAUAAGUAAGCCAGUCUUUAUGGGGCCUUUUGCCAGGAAAGCCGCCGCCAUCGCCGCGCGAUGGCACAGAUGUCGAGGAGGAAUGAAUGAACCGCCGUGGGCUAAUGGCAGCAGCAGCUUGUUCGCGCGCCGAUGCUUUCCCCCUUCUCUUCAUCACUUGAUUUCCUCCUCUCCCUCCUCCUCCACCUGGUUUUGUCCAGGAGUCUCUGGCUUGCUCACGUCAUCAUCGGUUUCAUCUGCGCGAGCAGCGGCUGCUGCGGGGCCGUCACCCAAGUCCGGGUCGGCAAUGUGGAGCUGGGAUGGUGGGCGCUGCGGACCAAUUUUGUUGUUAUUGCUAAUGCGGAGAUACUUGGCGAUGGAUGCCGUGGCUGCGGCCACAUUCCCUUUGCUGUCGGAAGAUCUGUCGGCGGACUUGUCGGGCGGUCAUCCCGCUGAAGGCGACGCAUCGCGGGGGACUUCUUCGCAGCCGCAGCCCAUCGGCACCAACGCGUCCUGCUUUUUACCACUACCAUCGACGGCGGCGAUGGCCACGGAGGAGGAGGAGGAGGAGGAGAGGGGGAAGAAGGACGAGGAAGCUGAGAAGGAGGAGGUGGAGGAGGAGGAGGACGACGUGAUUGAUGCCAAGUUGCGAUCGGGAGCGGGGAAGAACCUUGUGAAGAAACUCCGGCGCCGCGGAUUGAUCCCAAGCAUCGUGUUUGAGCAGGAAGGAGCCGAGCAUGGCGGCAACAAAGAACUCAUAGCCGUGGAUACCAAACUCAUUCAGCGGUUAUUAAAACGCCAUGGGCUUUCUCUUUUUAUGUCCAGAACGUACGACCUCAGAAUUACCAGGGAAACUGUACCCUCUAUGUCUCUGAUAGCAGAAGGGGGAUCGCUGCCAGCGGAGACCGCAGAGACAGAAGCAGCGGCCGUCACUGUCGAGAGGGUGCUGCCGAAACUGGCGAAGUUAAAGAUAAUAGCAGAGGAGCAGGCAGCGAAGAAGAAAAAACUGGAGGAGGAGAUGAGGAGAGUACAACAGGAGGAGGAAGAGAAGAUGAGAGCUGCAAUAGAAGAGGAAGAGAUAGAGGAGGAGGAACAACUAGAAGAAGAAGAACAGACCCUCGAAAGGAGGCGUAUGGGAGAAAGAGGAGAAGGCAGUAACACGAAGGAGGAUGACCCGUGGAUGGAGAAGAAGAUAAGUGAAUGGGUGGCUAAUUUAUCUUUGGGAGAAGAUGAGGAGGCGAUGCUGUAUGUGCCUCAGGAAGAAAAGGAAGCAGCAGCAAGGGAGAUCGAAGCAGCGAGUGAUUCCCCUGGAAUGCCAGACCAUAGAAAAUGAGAAGAAAUUGGAACGGAAGUUACGUCCGGCGAGAGAGAAGAAGAGGAGGAUGGAGGAGGCUAACCGGAUGGCCAGAGAGGUGGAGAGUCUACAGUCAUGUAGGCAAGAGGCGCCAUUGAAGGCGCCAAAGUAGUUGCCGUUUCAGAGAGUGAGAGCCGACCCUCGUUGUGCAGCAGGGUCCGGCGGUCAACGGGGCUGUCACCCUCUUCGGCGUCCCCUUCCAGGGAACCUGCACACGGCCCGCUGCAGAGGUUGCCUCUCAAGACUACAAUUCAGGGAGCAGCACAGCCCCCGGAUUUUCAGUCUGGGCUAUUCCCGGUUCGCUCGCCGCUACCAAGGGAAUCCUCGUUGGCUUCUCUUCCUCCGCUUAGUUAUAUGCUUAAAUUGGGCGGGUGCUCCCGCCCGACCUGAGAUCAAAAGGCAAGGCCCGACGUACCUCCACAGCUCGAGGCCGACACCCCCAACCGCAAGCCCACCUCAAGCUGAUGGGAGCGAACGGAAGGCGGCGACCACACAAACCGGAGGGACGACCUUACGUGCCGUUUUCAGGGAAACGAAGACCACCACCCACAAACGGGUGCUGAAGGGCAACAACAGGGCGGAGCGAAACGCACCACUCU